CACUGUGGAUAUGCACUAGCUAUUGAAGUGCAUUGGGCCCAUAAUACCAGAUUAUACUCCUCACACUCGUGCACCCAUCCAGCACACGGCUAAGAACAGUUCCAGCAAGGAAAAAAUAACACACACUGGACCCUUCUGUAAAGUUUGAUGGCAACUUACCAGCAAGGAUUUAUGAAAACCAAACACUCUUUGGAAUAAUUAGCAGGAGGUAGAAAUUGCAAAAAGCCCCGGCUGAGCAGUGCAUAUUGGUUGGGAUAGGCACCCUGGAGUGACAACAUCUGGUUGUAAUUAAAAAGGAGAUAAAAAUGGAGAGAGGAGACAUUGAUUAGUAGAUGAAGCUUUUUUUAAAUUUUUGUGUGUGUGUGUGUGGUUUCUUCUGCAAACCCCGUGCAAAAGCCCUGCAAAUGGAUUAUGCCUAAGAACCACAGGGUUUAGUUUCUGAAAAGGACAAGACUACAGUGUGCAGUGUCUUCUGCAGGAGAUGAACAUAGAAGGUGGCUAAGAAAGAAGAGGAGGAGCCCCUCUGUCUGCAUUGCAAAGAUAUGGCUCAGAGAUCCUGGAGAAGAAUGAGGCUGAAGAGACCACCUGUGGCUGGAUUCUGCUUCUUGCUUGCCUUCUCUGUGGUGGCAUUUACCAGUUUUCCUCUGCUGCUUCCAAACAGCUAUGGGGAGUCCGAUCUCCAGUUCUUGGCACUGGCUGAGCCACAUGGGAAAGUCAUCCGGCCCAGGCGUCUGUGGACAAACACCACUGCCUCUGUCCCCCAGUGGGCCAGGAGCUUUGACCACAGAGAAUGGGAACCCUCUCCCCCUGGCACCAAUCAGGAAAGGCAAUCCUCACACCAUCCCCAGUCUGCCCGCAAGCCAAAGAACCAGCCAAGUAUCCUGCGCCGACAAAACCACACACUGCUGAAAGCAAAGAGAAAGCAUAAAGGAGAGAUUAGGAAACAUAACAUUGUUGUGAAAAGCUCUGAAGCCAGCAGUAAAUUACAGCAUGAAAACAUUCCCCGCAGGACCAGUGGUGAGAAGAAAAGGGAGCUUAAUACUCAUUUUUCUCUAAAUAAUACAGGGAGCAAUGUUCAUUUCUAUAAGCUUACAGGGAAGAAGGCAGAUAUGAAACCACAAAUGGAGGAGGCCCCUUUCUUUUCUCCUUCACUCAGCAAUAAAAGGGGUUUUCAGGAAGGAAAGCCAGAGGUUGCUUUAUGUCUUAAGAACCCUUUUGCAAGCCAGCCAGCUGUGGCACAGGACCGACACAAACCAGAUGUGCAGGCAGCCGGCGCUGAGCCGCAGCAUUCAGAUUCAAUUAAAGCCUUUAUCUCGGAAGCAGAUAGCAGGCAGCCCUUCAGAGGUGCAGCAGGCAUGCAGAGACAGACAGGCAGUUACUCCCAGGAGCCUGGAGAACCAGGAGAUCAUUUCUGGGUGGGUGUGGCCACGCAGUUACAGACAUCUGAAUGGUGUAUGAAGACUCCAGAAGAUGCCCUUUCUGCCAAAGGGGAGGGCCACCUGAGGUUUGGUGAGAGGAUCCCACCUUGGUUUACUGCAGAUGAUGUGCAGAAGAUGAAAUGGCUGGCAAAUAGCAAAGUGGUGACCAAAACCAGAAUUCCUGCCCAUGGACAAAUCCUCAGAGUCAGCCUUUUGGCCAGACAAGACACUUCCCCAUCUGACCCUAAACGAGACUGUUCAGAUGGGCUCUGUGGAUUAAUAAAGCGACCCAGUGACCUCUAUGAGGUGCUAGCUUUCCACUUGGACAGAGUGUUGGGGCUGAAUAGGAGUCUGCCUGCAGUGGCCCGCAAAUUCAGCAGUCCCCUGCUGCCCUACAAAUACACCAAUGGUGCAGCGAGGCCCAUCAUAUGGUGGGUGCCAGAUAUCCAGCACCUAGCUGAUGCCAACAACGACCAGAACUCUUUUGCAGUGGGGUGGCUACAGUACCAGUCUCUGCUGCAGCAGCGGUGUGGCAUGGUGGAUUCCAGGGCAGCUCUCGGAAUAGCUCCAUGUUUGAGUGUCCUGCACACAGAGUGGGCCAAACUGGCACUCUUUGAUUUUCUCCUACAGGUUCAUGACCGACUGGACCGUUACUGCUGUGGAUUUCAGCCAGACCCUGAAGAACCCUGCAUGGAGGAAAUGCUUCAUGAAAAGUGUAGGAAUCCUGCAGAGCUGGUCCUGGUCCACAUCCUGAUCCGGGGAAGUGAGCCUUCUCGCUUGGUGUUCAUUGACAAUGCAGGCAGACCUCACCAUCCGGAAGCAAAACUCGACUUCAGGCUACUGGAAGGCAUAGAUGGGUUUCCUGAGACAGCUGUGACCGUGCUCAAAUCGGGAUGUUUACAGAACAUGCUUCUGAAGUCACUGUACAUGGAUCAGGAAUUCUGGGAAAGCCAGGGUGGAUACCAAGGACUUAGACACUUGCUUCAAGUCAUUAACAGAAGAGGACAGAUCCUACUGCAGUACAUUCAGGAACACAAUCUGACAAUCUUUAAGGAUUCAUCACUUUAAAACAUGCCCCUACAAGAGCAACACACGCCUGAUAUAAAGUGCAAGGUUGCAACCAUGGGUACACCUCGGUACUCUAAAGCUUUUAUGAUCAGAAGCUGCUCUUGAGUGCUUGGUUCUUCAGAAUCAAAUUCAGCAGCACAUCCUGAAGAAGUAGAAUAGAUCCCAGGAAGAGACAGAUGGGGGAAAGAAAAUUUCUGACACAUUACAGAAAGGCUGGGAAAAUGAAUUUACCAAGUAUUUUAUUGAGCACUGACUCCAGCUUGGAUUUUCAAAGGAGUUGAAUCGCAUUGAGAUUUUGGGCACCUAACUCCCUGAGGUUCCUUCAAAAAUCUUAUCUUGAAUGUUAUGGCAAAAUACUAAGGACAACAUGAGAAAUAUUAACUCAACAGUUUGAGAGACUGACCAAAGCUUAUAGAAGCCAGUGGGAGUCUUUUAAUUGACUUCAACAGGCUUUUGAUUAAGCCUUAACUGCUUCAGAAGUAGUCUAUAUAUGACCAGUUUGGUUUGACAUAAGCAAAAAGGGUGGCACCUCCAAAGCGAAUUAUAUAUAUAAUGAAAUAGCAUGUGAGCGAAGAUAGGUCUUCCUCAGUCUAAUGAAUGAUGUGCCUAUGGAUACUGGAUGUAGAUCAAUUAAUGCCAGCUGAGAAUCUGGCCCAUAAUGCAUUUCAGCAAGCAUCUGGCAGCAAUUGCUAUAAUUAAGAUUGAAAACACUUUCUAGCCUAACUUGCUGUUUUCAUACACUCAAUGCUUCCUGAAACAUUCACCUUUUGAGCUGCAAUUUUCCAUGCUAGGUCCAGAGUGAAUUUUUAUUUUAUUUGGAUAAGUUUGAACUAAAUCACUUCUGUCAUGUUUUGAGCUAUGGGAGAAUUAAGCAAAAAUGCCUCCUACUAAAGAUCUUUUAAAUACCCUUUUUUGGACAUGGCAGCAGCAAAACAGCUGUCCGAAACUUGAAACCUUCCUUGGUUUGUAGAAAAAUAUUUUUUAAAAUGAUAAGCACCUGCAAAAUGACUUCUGAGCAUGCUAUCUGCUAAGAAUUUUGGCACAGCCUACUUGAGUCCUGUCUUAUUUUUGUCAUCACUGUACAUCUGCCUGGCUGCUCAGACAGUGAGUGUGAUUGUGCCUCUCUGACUAGUGCUGAGACAAUAGAGAUGUCAGAAAUUGUAAAUGUCUCACUGAAAAAUGCACAGCAAAAUCCUCCAAAAAUACUUACUUAAACAUCCCGGCCAGGAAAAAAUUGCAAGUGCAAAAUAAAAAAAAAAUAAUUGGGGAAUCUGGUAUUUUAGGGUCUCUUUGAAGUUUUCAUUCUACAGUAGUCCUGACAUUCUAAUUGCAUAGUUAGUAUUUGCUAUAUAAUCUAAGGCCAAGCUUUUCAGAAGUGACUAGUGAGUUCAGGUGCCCAGCUUGAGACACUUUAUAGGUGCUUGAUUUUCAGAAAGUGUUAAGCACCCAUUCUCUGAAAAUCAGGUCCCUUCAAGGUGUCCCAAGUCAGACACUCAAUAACUGAGGCCCCUGAAAUCACCAGUCAGUUUUGAAGGAUUGGCCUGUAUUGUUUUCUAUUACAAAAAUCCACCACGGUGUAAACAAAUAUGCUGCUACCCUACGAACCUGUUUUACAGAAAAUGAUCUCCAGGCAAAUAACAGGAGCAGAAGAGGUUGGAACUCACCCCUCUCCCACCAUAUUCCCCUCAGUGAGGUGUGAGCUUCAAAAACUAAAGGGGAUCAUUUAAAAAGCAACCAUCCGAUUGCACAAGCAAUUUCCUUUUCUCUCAUUUCUUUUGAAGAGAAAGAUUAAACGAUACAAGUGAUGUUAGUGCCAUGUUCAUCAAGUCAAAACAACUGCUAUUACCAUAAAAAAAUUGUAACCACCAAGAUACUACAUUGGCCUCCAGAGUGACCACAUCAUUUUAUUGUGUGAAAUCCUGUCCCGCUGAAGUCAAUGGGCAUUUUACCACUGACUUCAUUGAGGGCAGGAUUACUCCAUUGCUUUAAUCUUUCUCCCACUCCUUCCCCAUCCUCACCAUUUGUUGUCACCUCCUGUGUUGUCCUGGCACUGAGCUGCACAGGUGGACCGCUGUGCCCAUGUGGAGUCCAAAAGAAGUCCAUGACAUCACAGAGAUGCCUCAUAAUUGUAAGCGCUACGCUCAGCAGUAAGUAGAAAGAACAGGAGGACUUGUGGCACCUUAGAGACUAACCAAUUUAUUUGAGCAUAAGCUCAAAUAUGCAUCGGUACGCAUCCGAUGAAGUGAGCUGUAGCUCAUGAAAGCUUAUGCUCAAAUAAAUUGGUUAGUCUCUAAGGUGCCACAAGUACUCCUGUUCUUUUUGCGAAUACAGACUAACAUGGCUGUUACUCUGAAACCAGCAGUAAGUGUUUGCCGACCGGGCCCGACAUAAGACUGUAAACUCUUAUGAGCACAGAGUAAGUCAUUGCUCGUUCUGUGAAAUGCUAUGCACAGCUAAAGAGCUACAUGAAUAAAUAAAUAAUAACAAGAACAAUAAUACUGCAUAAUUAAAUCCACAAAAUGUACUGCAAAAGUUGAAGUCCUAACAGCAACAGUCAUUUGGCCAUCUACCAUAUGUGUGAUAUGUUCCAUUCUUGUUUUUUCUGGCUGAUGUAUUUAUGUUAAUUUCAAACAAUACCACAAAACACAUAUGUUGGACAAUGGGGCUGAGUUAAUGUUGCUUUUAGAACCAAAAACUUUGUGUUUCCUGACUUCUUGUGGUUUUUGUCUGUUCAAAUUUAACACAGCAGAACAUGCAGUUUUUUGCAUUUUCUCAUGUAUAUGUGUGUGUUGGGUGGUUAAACUUGGAAGAUGUCACUUCUGUAUGUGUAAUAAAUGAAAAAAAAUCCUAAAACAA
Messenger RNA from Caretta caretta (loggerhead turtle), 5342 nucleotides. It is a transcript of the gene GASK1A, whose product is annotated as golgi associated kinase 1A. NCBI's taxonomy places the organism in Eukaryota, Metazoa, Chordata, Testudines, Cheloniidae. The record is from RefSeq and is a predicted model, not a curated record. Gene Ontology annotation, cellular component: Golgi apparatus.